Mercurialis annua (annual mercury) is the source of this 486-nucleotide messenger RNA. RefSeq lists its product as uncharacterized. The record is from RefSeq and is a predicted model, not a curated record. The coding region runs from base 1 to 486 and encodes 161 amino acids. The transcript has 4 exons. NCBI's taxonomy places the organism in Eukaryota, Viridiplantae, Streptophyta, Magnoliopsida, Malpighiales, Euphorbiaceae. Gene Ontology annotation, molecular function: zinc ion binding.
AUGCCUAAGGAAGAGCUGGAUGAUUACGAGAUCUCUCGUGAUCGGAUUAUUGUUAGUUCUGAUUCUAGUAGAGCUUCACCGGUAUCUGGAAGAAUUUGUAGGAUUUGUCUAUUAAGCAGCCAUGAAUCUGGGUCACUGAUUCAAUUAGGCUGUUCUUGUAUGAAUGAUUUAGUUACUGCACGUCCACAAUGUGCUACGACUUGGUUCGAAAUUAGAGGAAACCGAACUUGUGAGAUAUGUAAUUUUGGCGUUAGCAAUGUUGUUAUCAGAACACAUGAAACUGAUACAAACGCUAGCAAUGUUGUUAUUAGAACAUAUGAGGCUGAAACAAGUAACGUCGUAACAAAAGCUACACCAUUUGAGACUGAAGCAAGUUACGACGUAACAGAAGCUGCACUAUCUGAGACUGAAGCAAGUAACGGAAGCUGCACCAUCAGUAACCCAUGCAGAUAUUCGAGGCCUUUGUCGCGUCUGCUGCUUCUUUAG